Messenger RNA from Phragmites australis (common reed), 462 nucleotides. RefSeq names its product early nodulin-like protein 18. The transcript has a single exon. Bases 1 to 462 code for a protein of 153 amino acids. Lineage: Eukaryota; Viridiplantae; Streptophyta; Magnoliopsida; Poales; Poaceae. The record is from RefSeq and is a predicted model, not a curated record. Gene Ontology annotation, molecular function: electron transfer activity.
AUGCAGAGCUCCCGCUCCUACGACACCACCCAGCACUUCCUCCGCCUCGACGGCGGCGACUCCCGCUUCGUGAUCACCAACUCGGGGCCCUACUUCUUCAUCAGCGCCGACGCCGGACGCUGCCAGGCCGGCGAGCGACCCAUCGUCGUCGUCCUCGCCGUCCGCAAUAACAGGGACAGCACCACCACUUCGCCUUCGCCGCCCCCUAAGUCGUCGUCGUCGUCGUCACCACCGUCGCCGCCGACCUCGCCGCCUCCCGUUGCCACACCCUCUCCUCGUGCGUUGCCUCCACCGCCGCCGCUUCCGUCUACGGGGAACGCUUCAUCGCCGGCGCCGGUGCCCGCGCCCACACCGGGGACUAACGGAACGUCAGCGCCACCGUCGCCGUCGUCCGCGACAGCAGUGAGGGGUGGCGUUCUGGCGUGCCUUAUAAUCGGUGCAGCAGCGAUGAUUUUAGUUUGA